Lodderomyces orthopsilosis Co 90-125 is the source of this 390-nucleotide messenger RNA. RefSeq names its product Pga1p (gene PGA1). The transcript has a single exon. The coding region runs from base 1 to 390 and encodes 129 amino acids. Lineage: Eukaryota; Fungi; Ascomycota; Pichiomycetes; Serinales; Debaryomycetaceae. The record is from RefSeq and is a predicted model, not a curated record. Gene Ontology annotation, biological process: fungal-type cell wall organization.
AUGCAUCUUUUACGCACGCUAUUGUAUCUCUUCCACUUUGUUUUGAUGGCAAAUGGAUUGGCAAAUCAAGGUGCGGGUGGAGGUGCAGGAGGAGAUGCCAAGACUAGUUCAAACACUAUAGUGUGGAUUACUACAACCAUCGAUGGAAAGCUAACAACAGCAUCCACAACCUUCAGUCAGACCUUUAUGUCAACAUAUACAGAAGCAAAUAGUGAUGAUGUUGAAAGUGGAACUGUUGGUAUGGGUUCAUUAAGUGGAUCAGUAGGAACUCAUAGAUCUUAUGAUCAAACCACCAUAUCGAACGCUGCUCCGGAUGGAGCUGCUUAUGUGCCAUACAACUUGUAUGCUGGAUUUGUUGGUGGAAUUGCUGUGUUGUUGGGGUUGUUUUAA